Cariama cristata (Red-legged seriema) is the source of this 858-nucleotide messenger RNA. RefSeq names its product clusterin associated protein 1 (gene IFT38). The record is from RefSeq and is a predicted model, not a curated record. Gene Ontology annotation, biological process: cilium assembly. The transcript has 7 exons. NCBI's taxonomy places the organism in Eukaryota, Metazoa, Chordata, Aves, Cariamiformes, Cariamidae. The annotation marks the transcript as partial. Gene Ontology annotation, cellular component: centrosome; intraciliary transport particle B; cilium.
CUGAGAUGAUGAGGGCACUGGGGUAUCCCCGACUCAUAUCUAUGCAGAAUUUCCAUACCCCAAACUUCAUGCUUGUUUCAGAAGUGCUGCUGUGGCUAGUGAAAAGAUAUGAACCUCAGACUGAUAUUCCUCCUGAUGUGGAGACAGAACAGGACCGGGUUUUCUUCAUUAAGGCAGUGGCUCAGUUUAUGGCUACCAAAGCUCACAUAAAGCUCAACACUAAGAAGCUUUACCAGGCAGAUGGCUAUGCGGUGAAGGAACUGCUAAAGGUCACCUCUGUGCUUUAUGGCGCUAUGAAUACCAAAGGAGUGGAACGUGCUGAUGUGAGUGAGGAAGACAGCAGCAAGUUCAAGUUUGAUCUUGGCUCAAAAAUCGCUGACUUGAAGGCAGCUAGACAGCUUGCUUCCGAAAUCACCUCCAAAGGCGCAAAUCUGUAUGACUUACUUGGCAAAGAAGUUGAAUUAAGGGAAGCAAGAACAGAAUCUAUUGCCAGACCUUUGGAGAUAAAUGAGGCUGAGAAGAUGAUGAAAAUUGCCAUUGACUGUGUUCUGGAACAAGUCCAAAAGACUAAAGACAUGUUGAAUAAUGUGGCUUUGGAUGAAGCCAAUUUGGAAGCCAAGAUUGAAAAACGAAAAUUGGAACUGGAAAGAAGCCAGAAGAGGCUACAGACUCUACAAAGUGUUCGUCCUGCUUUUAUGGAUGAGUAUGAGAAGAUUGAGGAGCAACUGCAGAAACAGUACAAUAGUUAUCUAGAAAAAUUCUGUAAUCUGACCUACCUGGAGCAGCUCCUGGAUGAUCAUCAACGGACAGAGCAAGAGAUGUUUGAGGUAAGGCAGCUUAGAAAUGCUCACCAAGACU